This is a messenger RNA of Mytilinidion resinicola, 3727 nucleotides long. RefSeq names its product MED14-domain-containing protein. Bases 1 to 3480 code for a protein of 1159 amino acids. Gene Ontology annotation, molecular function: transcription coregulator activity. Gene Ontology annotation, cellular component: core mediator complex; mediator complex. NCBI's taxonomy places the organism in Eukaryota, Fungi, Ascomycota, Dothideomycetes, Mytilinidiales, Mytilinidiaceae. The record is from RefSeq and is a predicted model, not a curated record. The transcript has 2 exons. Gene Ontology annotation, biological process: regulation of transcription by RNA polymerase II.
AUGCGUUCGCCGGGACAUACCAAGCCAGCCACGAAUGGAGAUCGUGCCAUAGCUCCGCCGGAGAGGGGUGGCGCCUUCUCCAUCAACGGAGGGAAGCAGAUUGUCGCCGGCCAGGUCGACAUACCAGCGUCUUUACUGGACCUCCCGCCCGAAAUCAUUCACAUCACCAACAGCGACGCAUACGGCCAGGAUGUAUACAGCAAAGUGUCCACCCUCUUGUCCCGCGUCGUCCAGGAAUGUUUUCUCGGCCUACAAGAGCUAAUUCCCAAGAUGGCCGACUUGCCCGUCGCCCAGCAGCCUGGCUUGACCAAUGGCCUUGGAAAUCAUGCCGUCAAUGGGCCAGGAAACGGAAAUAUGCACCCCAACAAUAUCCAGAAGAAAAUAUUGAUGAUGGAAUUUGCCGAGUACCACAGGACUAGAUUUGUCAAGCUGCUUGUCCUUUCCGCUUGGAGCCGUCGUGCCGAGCAGGUCCAACGACUGAUAGACGUCUCGUCAUGGUUAAGGGACCAAGCGUUGAGUUAUAACGCCGUUGUAGACGCUAUGGGCAACAUGAAGCGGGAGAUGGAGCAUGCAACACUCAAGAGCCCCGAUAUAAAUACGGCUCUAAAGGUUCUUGCGACCGGGAAAGCAUCAUGGAUGCCAGAUAUGGACUACAUACCACCAGAACCCCUUUCUCCACAGGAAAUCUUGAAGCUCUGGAGGGACGGCAACGUACGGUGCGCUCUUCGCCUGAAUAUUCACGAGGAACUACCACGGCACCUCAAGCAAUGGAAAAUUGGAUCAGGACGCGUAACCUUUACAGUACCCGGAGAAUUCGAAUUAGACGUUGCCACAUCCACAGAAGACUCGUCAGGACCGUGGUGGUUUGUUGAUCUCCGGUUCCUCUUCUCGCCCGCUCCAGAGAUCCCGGAUAGCUUUUUUCGGGCUACGCUUGAAACACAGGCAAACGCAGUAUUGAGCGCAUCUGGACUGAGUGGUUGCUUUGAUUUUCUGCAUAAUCUCGUCCUUACCCAUAAGAUUGCCAUAUUGAAGGCCCAGGCGUACCAACUAACAGCCGGGAAUUGGGCAGGAUCGAUCAAAGUAGAACCAGUCCGCAGGUCUCUCGUUGUGCAGUACUGGACCGAGCUUCCGGGAAAGAAGAGUUGGAUAGAGAUUGGAAUCGUUAGCGGGAAACCCAAGAAUGGGAAGAUCUGCUGGAAAGGCCCUACUCCUCCGCAAUUAUCCGUCCGCUGGUUUCGUCAAGGAUUGGAGGUCAAAGAGUCGGAAAUAUCAUUUGACUGGGAUUCACUGUCCAUGGAAAAUAUGCUGAGAAGGGUCAUAGCUCAUCAUAUUGGCUACAUGCUUGAGACCAUUCGGGACCGUUUAGUGGCAGCCGCUCGAGGAGGAUCAACUUUGAAAACUGAAGUCUCUACCUCGGACACGGAACCGUCUGAUUGCAUGCUGGAGGUCAAUCUCGGAACCUCCGCAACUUCGACGACUGUUUUGGUGGAUCCAGUAACUGGCCGCUUUGCCAUGCAGCCUUGCACGGCUAUCUCUGCAUCUAUAGAACAGAAAGCUAGUGCUACGCCGGACCCUAUAUCCUUCAUUAGCAACACGAUACCUCAGAUACUCUGCGCAAGUCUUCAAACUGCUGUGGACAAGCAAGCGCAACUGCUUGGCUGGGCAAAACCAUUUAUGAACAUUCGAACCGAUUCUAUCAAGGAAGCAAUCAAGCAGGAUGUAGUACAGCAUACACUAUUCCGAGCAAGAGGCUGGACACAAAAUUGGGUCUUGGCGGGCGUGUUCAACCUGUCUGGUGUGUCUUGGUGGGCCAUCGACACAGAACCUAGCUAUCCAGGGGUAAAAAUCAAGACCGCCGAACGGAUUCAGAGCGACUCGUCCACAGCCAUAAAUGAUCUUGCUUUGCGGGAUGUCAUGACUACAAUCCAGCGUAAAGCGGUGGCCGAGAUAACACUGUCUGCUACAACGAGCUCACUGGUGCAACGACAGGUCCCUUACAAGGUUUCAUCACCUCUCGAGAGCCGAACAGCCGCCCAAAAACUUGUUGAUGUCUCUUCUCUCUGGAUCUCCGCCGACGAAUUCCUCAAAUCCGACCAGCAAGAUGCCGAACCGUGGGCCCGCAACGUCAUGCGCAUCAAAUAUGAGUCCUUUGACUCGGCAAAAUCUACCGUUCUCUUCUCUGUCAGCGGUGAAAUGGCGAAGGGCUUCGAGCACGAAACCGCAACCAUCGUCCGCACAUCCAACUCCUCCGACAUCAAAUUCGUCGGCGAAAACAACUCCAACUUUCGCAUCUUCAUCUCCGUCCCCUUCGGCACCUCCCUCGACAAUCCCCUCUCGACACGCCUCCGCGAAAUCACUCACCUCCUCAACUUCAUCAGCAUCCUGCGCAAGCGCAAAUUCCAAGCCGACCGCAUCACGCCCAACCGCAUCACCUUCCGCUACGGCAGCGGCGGCGCCUGCACCGCCACCGUCUCCUUCGCGCCCGACGCGCCCAUCAAACUGACCCUCCCCCGCAACAACCCCCACAACCGCAUCCGCGCCUAUCUCGCCGCCGGCCUCAACGCCCAGCGCCACGACGCCGCCCGCUUCCGCGCCGCCGUCAACCUCUUCACCUACCACCUACUCGCCACACUACCGCUCCUCUCCGCGCUGGACUCUCUCCACACCACCAGCGACGCUGAGCUUGAGGGUACAGGCACAGGCUCAGGUGGCAAAGAGACAGCGGGACAGAGGGUAACCCAGCCGGCGAUCCACGCCCGCGCGCCCGACGCGUUCCGCCUCGUGUACACGAACCCCCGCGUGAGCUUCGAUGCUAACCUGCGCGUGCAGCACGACCGGCACGUGUGGCAUGUCCAAGACGCGAGCGCCGCGAACCCGGACCAGCGCGCCAAGCCGGCGCCGAAGAGCGAGGCACUGCGCAAGGCGCUGGAGAAGCUGUGGCGGGAGAACGAGGCGGGGGGGUUGGAGGAGGGAGCGGGAGAGGAGGGGGCCGAGGGGGGGUGGCAGGGGCUGCGGACGGGGAUUGUCGCGAGUAUUGAGGGGGUUGCGAAGGCGGUGGUUAGGUUGGAUGGGGUGGUAAGGGGGUGUGCGACUAAGGGCGGUGGUGCAGAGGAAGUGCCUGUAGUUGAGGAGGUGGUGAGGGGGAAUGCGAAUGUGAGUAAGGGGGCUCCGCAGCCGGUGGUUGGGCUGGGGAUCUCGAAUGCGAAUGCGAAUGCCGUGAAGCCCCAGGCGGCGGCGGCGGCUGCUACUGGGCGGGCGAAGCUGGAGCUGCAGAAGGAUGCGGCGGCGAAGGCGUUGCUGGCUCAUAAUCAGAAUCAGAAUCAGAACCGGGAGCAGAAACAGGCACCGAGGAAAAACGGAGGUCAGGGAGGCGGGCCCGGUGUCAAUGGGAAUAACCGACAGAAUCAGGGGCGGAACGGUAAUAAUAGAGGCGGUGGCGGUGGUGGUGGCGGUGGGCCCGAUAUCAUCACGAUCGACUGAGUGAUUGAUCCAGUCGAUCUGUUUAUUCUCCCUUUCUGGCACAAUGUUUUUGUAAGUCUACAGUUUGGUCUGGGUGGGCCUCUUCUACUGAUCUUUUGCGUGUCUUGUUUCCCUUUUCUUUUGGUUGCGUUGAACUGGUUGGAGGCGGCUUUUGGGUGGUUCUCUCCUUUUUUUUGUGGCGUGCGGGCGGGCGGGGACGGACGGAAGGGGUUCAAGCAUGCUAUUACCAUGGACAUCUGGUAUUUGG